AUGCCAAGCUUAUAGCGAAAUGUUCUAUUGAAACACCAGUUUAAGUAUUAAGCUAUCCCUGUUAAUUUGAUGAACAUUGAAAUUAAUUUAGAGAGGCAAUAAUGCGAGCUAAUGGGAGCAUUUGGUGUUACUGUGCAAGUAAUAUUAGGGUUGCUUUCUUUUUCAAUUCUUCUCCUUAAAUAACUCAACUCAAGCACAAAGAGAAGUUGGCGCAUUUGGUGUAUGGACACUUCAAAAUAAGCUAUCGGCUCCUUUUAUAUACAUACGAUAAAUGUGAUAAUUUCUAAUUACUUAACUUAUACAGUUCAUCCUUAAAAUUAAUCAGUUACAGCUUGCAAUUGGUACUUAGUAAAUUACUUACAAGAUUUUAUAUUGGGUAAUUCUAUGAAUUUCUUUGUAGUUUAUAUGAUAAAGAAGUUCAACGAUAAAUACAAGAUACCAGCACUCCAGUUUGGGUAAUAUAAUAGCUAACAGACUAUUGAAGACUACUAUCCCUAGCUAUUAGCUUGGCUAAUAUUGAUUUCGAUUAACAAGAUCAUAUUGAUGAGUAACAUUUUUAUCUUCUCUAAGUUCUUUCAUGAAGUUGGAGAUUCUCUACUUAGAAACUUGAAAAACUACCCAAAAACUUAACUAAUAUUGGUAGUUGUUGUAAUUCCUUUAAUAUUUAACACUAUUUCAUACUGGACUACAGAUAGUUUUCUGAGAUCUAAAGAUGAAAACCAAAUUCUCUCUUAGUAACCAUAUGAAAAAAUUUAAGGCUAAAUUAAUUAAGAGGGAGAUGACGAAGAAGAAGAAUAAGAAACUAAAUUUAAUUCAAAUUAAGAUCUUUUUAACAAUGGAUCAAGUGAUGAAUUAAAUUCAACAUAAGAAAUUUUUUCUGAAGACAACUUAAAAUUUUAAUAAAUUUGA
Messenger RNA from Tetrahymena thermophila SB210, 909 nucleotides. Its product is annotated as vaculolar membrane protein. Gene Ontology annotation, cellular component: membrane. The record is from RefSeq and is a predicted model, not a curated record. NCBI's taxonomy places the organism in Eukaryota, Ciliophora, Oligohymenophorea, Hymenostomatida, Tetrahymenidae. The transcript is spliced from 8 exons.